AAAUCAACUGUAUGUAUGUAUGUAUGUAAGUAUGUAUGUAUUUUUAGUUUUCAAACUUUCUUUCUGGCAGGAUAAUGAUUCUAACUCUCUCCUUGGUGGAAAUGUGGUUGGCAUCUCAGUGGGCAACAUGCCUGUCCAUGGAUUGCCCGAAGAAGAACGGAUCUCUAUCACCUUUUGGCACCACCUCCUUCCGAGGAAUUUGACUCCCACAUGUGUGUUCUGGGACGUGGGCUCCAAGGCCAGCCAUCCUGGCAAGUGGAACACAUCAGGGUGUGAAAUGGUGCAAGAAGAACAUCAAAUAACCUGCUUUUGUGACCAUCUCACCUUCUUUGCGGUACUCAUGGUGUCGUCUCCAGAGAUAGACCACAUCCACUAUGAGUACCUGACUAUUGUAACUUACGUCGGUUGCAUCAUUUCAGCUCUAGCUUCGUUCUUCACCAUCUUCUUUUUCCUUUGUUCAAAGAAAAAGCAGAGAGACCACAUCGUCUAUGUCCACAUGAAUCUCCUCUGGGCCAUCUUUCUCCUCGACAUGAGCUUCCUCAUCGCGGUGCCCCUGGCUCCUACCGGAGGGGACGCGGCCUGCAAAGCUGGCGGGAUGUUCUUGCACUUUGCCAUGCUAGCGUGCUUGACUUGGAUGGCCAUUGAGGGGUACAGUCUCUACCGGCUGGUGGUCGAAGUCUUCAACUCCUACGUCAAGCAUUUGCUCCUCAAGCUUUGCUUGGUGGGCUGGGGUCUUCCCAUAUUCAUCGUGUGUCUAAUUUUUGUGAUCGACCAGUCCCACUAUGGCCCUUUCUCUUUUAAGAUCUACGAGACCGCCGGUGAAUACACCAAUUCAACCAUCUGUUGGAUUACCAAAAAGGAGAUCAACAAUUUCCUGAAUUUGGGCUAUUUAAGCCUGGUGCUUUUCUUCAACAGCAUCAUGCUGGCCACCAUGGUGUAUGAGAUUCUCAAGCUGAGACAUCGAGAGCAUCACUGGGGAUAUGUGGUAAUGCUCCUGGGUCUGAGCUGUGUCCUGGGCAUCCCGUGGGGGCUGGUCUUCUUUGCGUUCGCUUCUGGGACCUUCAAGCUGGUGGCCGUGUAUCUUUUCACCAUCAUCAACUCUCUCCAAGGCUUCUUCAUCUUCCUUUGGUACUUGGCCAAAGUGUUGCAGUCUCGCAGGUCGAAUUCCAUGCAAUGCACGACUUCCAACAGCUUGAAGUUCCAGUCCAGCAGCACCAGCAUCUGACCUUGUCCUGGCCAAGGGGACUUUGGAUAUGAAACGUUCAUAGGAGGAUUUUCCUGGAAACUUCUUUGGUGGACUUGGGUGACUUCAUACCUCUGAGUAGCUUAGAGACGACACUGAUCUGUUUUCCUUCAACAUUUGUACGGCUCUUUUUUGUAAUGUAAAUAUUUUUUUUUUUAAAUUCCUCUGGUGUAAAAAGUUUAUGAGAAUACAUUGAAAUUUAAACUAUGUAUAUUAAAGGCAAAUUUUAUUA
Molecule: messenger RNA, 1475 nt
Organism: Pantherophis guttatus
Lineage: Eukaryota; Metazoa; Chordata; Lepidosauria; Squamata; Colubridae
Source: RefSeq, a predicted model, not a curated record